Magnolia sinica is the source of this 2802-nucleotide messenger RNA. RefSeq lists its product as uncharacterized. The coding region runs from base 181 to 2271 and encodes 696 amino acids. The transcript is spliced from 13 exons. NCBI's taxonomy places the organism in Eukaryota, Viridiplantae, Streptophyta, Magnoliopsida, Magnoliales, Magnoliaceae. The record is from RefSeq and is a predicted model, not a curated record.
CGAUCCGAGAAUAACAAGGUGCAUUGCACGUAACAGUUCCCGGCAGGGUCCCGAUGACAUCUGAAACGGGUAGCUUCUGGUGAUUUCUUCGCAAGAAAAUACACGUUUCUCUCCUUCCUUUCUAUUUGCUAGGUCUGCUAUUUCAUUCUCUUGCGCAGAGAGAGAGAGAGAGAGAGAGAGAUGAGGAAGAGGGACUUGGCGAUCCUUCUUUUGGCUGCCUUCGCCAUUUUCUUCUCCCUUCAGCGUGAAGGUGAUUUUUCCUUCAAGGAGGCUUGGUUCCAUCUCUCUGAUGACUACCCAAUCAAAUAUGAAGCUGAGCGUCUUCCACCACCGAUUGUAGCUGAUCUAAACGGCGAUGGAAGAAGCGAAAUUCUUGUGGCUACUCAUGAUGCCAAAAUUCAGGUUUUGGAACCCCAUGCUAGACGCAUAGAUGAAGGUUUUAGUGAGGCACGAUUGCUAACAGAGGUGUCCCUGUUGCCUGAUAAAAUCCGCAUUUCAUCUGGGAGACGCCCUGUAGCCAUGGCUGCUGGUGUCAUUAAUCGCAGCCAUAAACAUGGAGAGAUAGUGAAGCAGGUUUUGGUUGUUGUCACAUCUGGUUGGUCGGUAAUGUGUUUUGACCACAACCUCAAAAAGCUCUGGGAAGCUAAUUUGCAGGAGGAUUUUCCGCAUGGUGCACACCAUAGAGAGAUAGCAAUUUCUAUUAGCAAUUACACAUUGAAGCAUGGAGAUGCAGGAUUGGUUAUUGUUGGAGGCAGGAUGGAAAUGCAACCGCAUCUUUACAUGGAUCCAUUUGAAGAUACUGGGAUGGCAAAUAAAAAUGCUGAGCAGCACAGAAGAAGUGCUAACGAGAAAGAGGUCCCUGAGAGCGCUGGAACUGUGGAUUUGCGCCAUUUUGCAUUUUUUGCAUUUGCUGGCCGCACAGGCACACUGCGCUGGAAGAGAAAGAAUGAGAAUCUUCAGCCGCCUUCCUCAGAUGCAUCACAGUUGAUUCCCCAACACAAUUACAAGCUUGAUGCUAAUGCUUUAAAUAGUCGUCAUCCUGGAGAGUUUGAAUGCAGAGAAUUUAGAGAGUCAAUUCUUGGCGUCAUGCCACAUCAUUGGGAGAGGAGGGAAGAUACCUCUUUUAAGCUGGCACAUUUCAGAAGGCACAAAAGGAAAGUAUUGAAGAAAACAACUGGGAAGAAUCCAGCAUACACUUAUCAUAUGCCUGAGGAAAACCAUGCUCCAGGGAAGGAUUCAACUAAUAAGAUUCCAGAUCUGAUUGGAAAAGCUGCAAAUUAUGCGGGUUCAGCAAAAUCCAAGAGGAGGUUACCUUAUGUUCCGACAAUUACAAAUCAUACUCAACUUUGGUGGGUUCCUAAUGUGAUUGUGGCGCAUGAAAAAGAAGGCAUAGAGGCUGUUCAUUUGGCCUCUGGUCGCACUAUUUGUAAGCUUCAUCUUCAAGAAGGCGGCCUCCAUGCUGAUAUUAAUGGAGAUGGGGUUCUAGAUCAUGUUCAGGUGGUUGGUGGAAAUGGAGCAGAGCAGACUGUAGUGAGUGGAUCUAUGGAAGUUCUAAAGCCAUGUUGGGCAGUUGCAACAUCGGGCGUACCAGUGCGAGAACAGCUAUUCAAUGCUUCUAUUUGUCAUCACGGCCCUUUCAAUGUGUUCCAACAUGGAGAUUUUGCCAGAGGCUUUGGUCGAACUGUUGAUGUAAGUUCUCUGGAGGUAGCAACACCUAUCCUUAUCCGAAGAAAUGACGGUCAUAGGCAUCGGAAAGGAAGCCAUGGUGAUGUUGUGUUCCUCACGAACCGAGGAGAGGUCACUUCGUACUCGCCAGGCUUGAACGGUCACGAUGCUGUUUGGAGAUGGCAAUUCAUAACGGGUGCGACAUGGUCGAAUCUUCCAUCUUCGUCCAGGAUAAUGGAAGCUGCGGUGGUUCCCACGUUGAGGGCUUUCUCCCUGCGUGUCAUGGACAACCAUGAGCUGAUCCUUGCUGCAGGAGAUCAAGAGGCUGUGGUGAUAUCUCCCGGUGGUAGCCAGUUAACUUCAAUCGACUUGCCUGCGCCUCCCACACAUGCCGUGAUCCCCGUUGACUUCUCCAAUGAUGGGCUUACAGAUCUUAUCGUUGUGACCUCAAGUGGGGUGUAUGGGUUUGUACAGACAAGGCAGCCAGGUGCCCUAUUCUUUAGCACUCUAGUUGGUUGCCUGAUAGUUAUGAUGGGAGUCAUAUUUGUCUCCCAGCACCUCAGUUCCCUGAAGGGGAAACCUCGAGCUUCCACCGAUUAUAGGUGAAAAUUUGCCUUCUGUUAACAGCAUAUCAGUCCCUCGCAAUGGUCAGGUACUUCAUGGAAGCUUGAAAGUUGAUUCCGUAAGAAAGGCUGCUGCAGAUGUGGAUGCCAGAGAUGGGUUGGCAUCACAAAACGUGGAGGAACCGAGUUGGACUCAAUGCUGCGAGUUUUGGAUUGGCUUUCCUUUCUGACCCUUGUUGUUUCAGUUGUAACUACUGUUUUAUUUCAAUGACAGGUCUGGUUUUAGUAGAAGGAUGUUACAACACUGACGUUGCUAUGUAUUAUGAUCCUUCAUGAGAUAGAUUUAGCUAUAGACACUAUGUUCAAAAAGCAUGGAUGGUUGCUUCUUGAACAUGAGUUGAAAACAUGGUCCAUGUUUGAGUAACAUUGGAGAGGAAUACUCAUUAUGUUAUAAUUAUUAGAGGAAAGAAUAUCCGGCCUUCAUCGCUUGAAAGAUCAUUUGUUUUGUCUUUACAUCUCACAAGAAAUAUUUGCUAACGUUGAGAAAUGGAUGAUCCCUGCCAUCUUUGUGGAG